Molecule: messenger RNA, 1413 nt
Organism: Aspergillus costaricaensis CBS 115574
Lineage: Eukaryota; Fungi; Ascomycota; Eurotiomycetes; Eurotiales; Aspergillaceae
Product: SIR2 family histone deacetylase
Exons: 1
Coding region: 1-981 (326 amino acids)
Molecular function (GO): histone deacetylase activity, NAD-dependent; NAD+ binding
Source: RefSeq, a predicted model, not a curated record
AUGACCAGUACUUCGUCUGAAAUCGAGAUAGCCGCCCAACACCUUGCCAAGGCGAAACGAAUCGUCAUCCUGACAGGCGCGGGCAUCUCCACCGCCGCCGGAAUCCCCGACUUCCGCUCCCCCACCAGUGGUCUCUACGAGAAACUGGCACCCCUCAAGCUGCCCUUUCCCGAGGUGAUUUUCCAUAUCAGCUAUUUCACCCAUACUCCGGAGCCAUUCUACGCCAUCGCAAAGGCUCGCCAUCCCCGCUGCCUCAAACCGACCAGAUCCCACGCAUUCCUCGGUCUGCUCGCGAAGAAAGGCCUGCUCCAUUUCCUGUUUACCCAGAACACCGACGGUCUCGAAGAAGAUGCCUUCGUCCCCGCAGACAAGAUGCUUGCGGUGCAUGGGAACUGGAAGACGCAGCGUUGUCACAAAUGCAACACGCCGUACCCGGACGAGCUGAUGAAGAAGGCCAUCGCCAAGAGAGAAGUACCGUACUGUCUUGAGGCGAGGUGCAAGGGAGCGGUGAAGCCGGAUGUGGUCUUCUUCGGCCAGUCGCUUCCCGCUGCAUUUGAUGAAAAAGAGAAAUUGGUAGCCGAGGCGGAUCUGGUGAUUGUUAUGGGCACAAGCUUGAAGGUUGCCCCGUGCUCGCGGCUACCGCGUUUGGCGAGGGAGGGAGUUCCACGGAUCCUCAUCAACAUGGAGAGUGCGGGGGACUUUGGUACACGACCAGAGGAUGUUCAAAUCCUUGGAUCGUGUGAUGAUGGGUUGGAAAAGUUAGCCGAUCUGCUAGGCUGGUCGGAUGAACUGGACAGUCUCUGGGCUGCGGCUGCGGCUGCGAAAGAAGAGCCGACCGAUGACGAGGAAGAGAUCAGCCUAGACGAGUGUAUUGAUCGAUUGGUCCAGGAGAACCAAGGAAAACAGGUGUCCGACGGACAUAAGCGCAUGCUAGAAACACACUUGCAGUCAAAAUUUGCCCAUUUGCUUCGGUCGAGUUAGACCAGAACGAAUGCAGCAAGAUACGCUUAUUGACAAGCCAGGGAACAUAAAUCAAUACGUAUCUCACCUCUUGUCUCCAAUUGCGUUCAAAUUGGGAAGCCUCUCCAACAUCAUCCGAAGCCAUACGGUGAUAUAGGCAAUAGGGGGGCAGCACCACGGUCGUUCGUCGAUAUACAUGGUGGAAAAGUGAUCAAACGUCCAAGGAGUCGAGCCCUGCAGCAUCGGCCAUGACCAGAGAAGCGGAACACCUGCCUUACCCACAACGCAGUCACCUCCCGAGAGAUUUCCAGGUGUAGGCGAGGUUGGCUAUGCUCGUCAGAGUAAACGGAUGCUUAGGCCCCAGGACCUUUUCGCUAGCCUUCAUCACCUCCAACUCUACCCUUUCAGCUUCCUGCCAUCGUUUUUUGGUCCUAGAAGUUGAAUCAAAGGUGC